Herpailurus yagouaroundi (jaguarundi) is the source of this 2383-nucleotide messenger RNA. RefSeq names its product pyridine nucleotide-disulfide oxidoreductase domain-containing protein 1. Lineage: Eukaryota; Metazoa; Chordata; Mammalia; Carnivora; Felidae. Bases 99 to 1607 code for a protein of 502 amino acids. Gene Ontology annotation, molecular function: oxidoreductase activity. The transcript is spliced from 12 exons. The record is from RefSeq and is a predicted model, not a curated record.
CGGCACCGGAAGUGGCCGCCCAGCUUGACUUCCGCUCCCAGGGUAAGAACCCUUGCGGCUCGCCCACCGGUUGCCAGAAAACCGCUAGGAGUCAGAUCAUGGAGGCAGCGCGCCCUCCGUCGACGGCGGGAAAGUUUGUGGUGGUUGGCGGUGGCAUCGCGGGUGUCACCUGUGCUGAGCAGUUGGCUAUUCACUUUCCAUCAGAAGAUAUUCUCCUGGUAACAGCUUCUCCUGUUAUUAAAGCAGUUACAAAUUUCAAGCAGGUUUCUAAAGUAUUGGAGGAAUUUGAUGUUGAAGAGCAACCGAAUACCAUGUUAGAAAAUCGCUUUCCCAACAUUAAGGUUAUAGAAUCCGGAGUAAAGCAACUGAAGAGUAAAGAACAUUGCAUUUUAACAGGAGAUGGCAGUCAGCAUGUAUAUAAGAAACUCUGUCUGUGUGCUGGAGCUAAGCCAAAGUUGAUAUGUGAAGGAAAUCCUUAUGUAUUAGGAAUCCGUGAUACAGACAGUGCUCAGGAAUUUCAGAAACAGCUUACUAAAGCCAAAAGAAUAAUGAUCAUAGGGAAUGGUGGCAUUGCACUUGAACUAGUGUAUGAAAUUGAAGGCUGUGAAGUCAUUUGGGCCAUUAAAGACAAAGCCAUUGGGAAUACUUUCUUCGAUGCAGGUGCAGCUGAAUUCUUGACUUCAAAGCUCAUUGCUGAAAAACCAGAGGCUAAAAUUGCACAUAAAAGAACCAGAUAUACAACUGAAGGAAGAAAAAAGGAAGCACAAACCAAAGGUAGUGCUGGCAAUAUGGGCAGUGCCUUGGGACCUGAUUGGCAUGAAGGCUUGAAUCUUAAAGGAACAAAAGAGUUUUCUCGUAAGAUUCACAUUGAAACUAUGUGUGAAGUAAAGAAAAUCUACCUUCAGGAAGAAUUUAGAAUUUCGAGGAAAAAGUCCUUGCCUUUUCCGAGAGACCAUCAUAAUCAGCCAGUCACAACUGAUAAAGAGGUAUGGCCUGUAUAUGUGGAAUUGACCAGUGAAAAGAUAUACGGCUGUGAUUUCAUUGUCAGUGCUACAGGAGUUACACCAAAUAUAGAACCUUUUCUCUGUGGCAACAAUUUUGAUCUAGGCGAAGAUGGUGGCCUGAAAGUGGAUGAUCACAUGCACACGUCUCUCUCUGAUAUCUAUGCUGCAGGUGACAUCUGCACUGCGUCAUGGCAGCCCAGCCCAGUGUGGCAGCAGAUGAGGCUGUGGACCCAGGCUAGACAGAUGGGGUGGUACGCAGCCAAGUGCAUGGCCGCAGCUACUUUAGGACAAUCUACUGACAUGGACUUCAGCUUUGAACUUUUUGCUCACGUAACAAAAUUCUUUAACUAUAAGGUUGUAUUGCUGGGAAAAUACAAUGCACAGGGCUUAGGUUCAGAUCAUGAAUUAAUGCUGAGAUGUACCAAAGGACAAGAAUACGUCAAAGUCGUCAUGCAGAAUGGGCGCAUGAUGGGAGCUGUCUUAAUUGGUGAAACUGACUUAGAAGAAACAUUUGAAAACUUAAUUUUAAAUCAAAUGGAUCUUUCAUCAUAUGGAGAAGAUCUGCUAGAUCCCAAUAUUGAUUUAGAAGAUUAUUUUGAUUAAUAAAAGCAUUUCAAGAGCUACAUAAUGUUCCAAAUAAUACAAAGUCACAAUAAGGUAAAAUUUAAUAGAAGUGAUAAUGAUUUCAGUGGCAAAGUUUUAAAAUAUAUUUUUUCUAACUUAAAACCUAGCACUUAAUGUAAAUUUAAGUUAUUCAUUUCUAAUUUAGCUUUGGGGCAGAUUCAGCUAGGUUGUGAUCUACUUAGCCAACAACUUGGCCUGGUACACCAGAAUCAUUCUGAUUGAAAUGUUAGAGAGGGCUGUGGUUUCAAGAGGCUUAUAGUUUGGUUUUACUUCUAGAAAUGUAGCAAUAGCUUACUUACUAAUAUCAUUUGUAUUGAUACUUUAUUCCUUUUGCAUUUGGAUUCCACAGCUGUUAAGAGCUGAAAUCACCCCCUUUGUAAUAAGCCUAUAUAAAAUAUUCCACGUGAUAACACUGCUAUCAACAGUUAGUUAUGUAAAAAUAAUACGAGUUUAUGUGAACUUUAGUUUACAUUUUUCUCAUUUUAUACUGUCAAUUUUUAUAAAUCAUGAUCUCAAGCAUUCAAGCCUUCAAUAUUAAUGAAAUUGUCUUAAACUACAAAAUAAUGGUGUAUAUGUACAUAAAAUGUUUUCUUGGAAAAUUCGGAAACACUUCUUUUCUUAGAUUGCUGAAGCAUGUUUGCAGACUUUUGGAAGUUACCUGAAUUGUUUUCUUUCCUCUUUAUCAGCUCCUUUAGCAUGAUACGUUUGAAGUGAUUCAGUCUACAAACAAAAACAAACACUUUGGUAAAAACUCA